Messenger RNA from Osmia lignaria (orchard mason bee), 4046 nucleotides. RefSeq lists its product as uncharacterized. Gene Ontology annotation, cellular component: precatalytic spliceosome. The record is from RefSeq and is a predicted model, not a curated record. Gene Ontology annotation, molecular function: metal ion binding; RNA binding. NCBI's taxonomy places the organism in Eukaryota, Metazoa, Arthropoda, Insecta, Hymenoptera, Megachilidae.
GGUAAUCAAUGGUUUAGAGGAAAGAAGGACUUUCGGUUCCCAUUCUCCAUAAACUUUUUCCGUUUGUUCAUUGUCCUCUUUACUACUAAUUCUGUAGUAGUGAAUUGGUUCGGGAGUUAAUAACAUUUGAUUUUGGGUUAUAAUUAUUUUGAAAAACGGUUAAACCGGCACGGAAGCGAAAAGUCUAAAGCAUAAUAUCUGGGUGACGCCGGCCGCCUUAAGCCUCGGAGUCUUUAAAAUCUCCAAAGGCCUACAGGCAUACGCGCGAUCAAGUUUCUAGUGCAGUACAAAACAGUUUGCGGUUUACCGGUAUUUCUUAGUUUGUGUUGUGUUCGAGUUGAAAGUUUAUAAAAUCUAAACAAAAAAGUUUCGGGCAAGAGAAAUCCUUAAAAAAACAAACACAGUAUGUAUUGUAAAUGUGAAAAAAGUUCAGUUUAACUAUAAAGUACAAAAAGUUAUUAGUAAAAAAAGAAAGAAAAAAAAAGUUGUCAACGUGAUAUAAAAGUAUGUUCGACACGGUAUGGAUUGCUCGCGUUGUGCCUUCAAGAGCAAGUACUGCACAGGCUCUUAUUGAUACAGGGUAGAAUAAUUCAACAUGUCAGACUCUGGUUCAGAAAGUUCCUCCUCGGAGGGUUACGAUGGAAGGAGAAACCGAGUUACAUCGGCUGAUAAUAUGGCGUCGCCGAACUUCUCGCAUCAUUCGUCAGUGUCGGGCCGUAAAUCUAGAGCGAGUUCUGUUUCGUCGAGAGAAAAGUCACCUACGUCAAUAAUAUCAGAAAGGGAUUCAAAGUCACCGAGAUAUAUACCGAUAUCGCCGAAAUCUCAAAGAUCUGAUUUAGCGUCACCCAGCGAGGUCGGUUCUCCAAGGUCAAGGUCAAGGUCCCGUAGUUUAUCAAAAUCACCCCCUCUUUCACCGAAAUCCUAUCACUCGGAGAAUAAUUCUUUGGAUUCACCUAGAACCGAUCGGAGUUUAUCUCGUUCCCCCAUACAAGAUGAAAGAUCCUAUCCGUCUACUCUGAAUGACUCGAAGUCCUUACACCUUGAGGAUACAGAACAAAAACAGUAUGACUUGGAGGUAGAUGCUCAACAAUCCGGAGAUAAUUCGCCGAAAUCAUAUUCUUAUAAAAACAGCGAAUCGAGGCAAAGUUCGCCGAAGUCUCCAAGAUCCGGUCGUAGUUCGGCAAAGUCAUUAAUAUCUGAAAGAAGUUCCCCAAAGUCAGGUCCGGCAUCUCCUAUGGAUGAUCAGGAAUCAGAUAAACGUUCACCGCCCCAUUCACCGCCAACGAAAGGUGGUUCUUUCAACGAGUUAGACGGUGAACAAAUUUCGGAUGGGGACAUUGAAGACGAGCCUGAGUCGGUGGUUAAAUCAAAAGUGGCUAUGCCGAUUACUCACGGGGAAGACUUGUCGGAUGUUUCUGAUUUGGAAAGUAUGGACGGAGUUGAUGCCGCUACUGAACACGAAUCGAUGCUCAAGGAAAAUCAACAGAACGAAGAGAAACGUCUAUUAAAUAACGAUAAAAUGGAAAAGGAAGAUAAAAAUGCGCCUGUUGGGCUAACAGAAGAAAGCGAACAAUUAGAUUUUGAGGCUGAUGGUCAAUGGAAGGAUGAACGUGACGAAGGAGAAACAGAAGGACCGGUUAUUAAGGAAUAUAAAGAGAAAGAUGAAAAAGAUGGAAAGGAGAAGGAUAAAGAUAGGGAUAAAUUGAAAUCCAAAGAUGGGGGUGAAGGGAAUGAUAAAGAAGAAGGAGAAGAAGAUGGGGAGAAAGUAGAAUCUGAGUUGGAAGAAGGUGAACUGAGCGACGGUGAUGAUGCUCGACCGGAAGAAACUGAACCUAGACCAGUUUGCCGUUUUUAUAACCGGGGACAAUGUACGUGGGGAGUUAGUUGUAGAUUUUUACAUCCGGGUGUAACCGACAAGGGUAAUUACACUAUGUUCGAGAUGGUAAGGCCAAUGGCGUAUCCGUCGCAUGCGGCAACUCCUCAUGAAUUCAGACCGCAUAUCGAUAGACCAAACAUGGUACGACCAUUACCUGGUUACGGAGGUCCACCGCACACACCAAAAAUAGAGGAACUUCCUACCGAAUCCGCGUGGGAACGUGGAUUACGACACGCUAAGGAAAUGAUGCGUAAAGCAAAUAAACGUAAAGAGUCAGAUAUGGACUUUGAAGAGAAAAAAAUGAAUUUAAGUUUAGGACAAGAUGAAUUAGAUAGGGAAGCAGGAUAUUACGUUAGAGCAGCUAGUCCUGAACCACCUGUUGAAAGAUGGCCACCCAGGGAAGCGCCACGAAGAAUGCCACCGCCAAGAAUUACACCGGAUAGAUAUAUCGACGAACCUGAUGCUUAUUAUGCCCCACCAGCAGCACCGCCAGAGUAUUAUAGGAGAGUACAUUACAAAACCGAUACACGAGUCACCACCACCGAGUACCGAGAACGUAUCGAUUAUCAUGGCAUACCUCGUGGUACACCGCAUUCGGUUUCUCCACCACCGCAUACUAGAGAUCGUGAAAGAGAAAGAGAAAGAGAACGUGAACGCGACAGGGAACGCGAAUAUUACGAGAAAUACGAGAAAAAGCAUAAACGUCCGUCAAGAGAAGUUAUAGUGGAGCGUAUUCCACCGACGAAACCAUGGAGAGAAGAAGAACCACCGCCAGAGGAAAGAGGCAGAGGAGACGAAUGGGCCGAUCCUUGGAUGCGACGAAAAUCGCCUAGUACUGUACGGCGAAACACGUCGUCCCGACGAUCACGAAGACAGUCGUAUUCUUCGGGUUCUUCGUAUUCAUCAACAAGUUCUAGCCGUAGCUCGAGCCGCUCUAGCUACAGUUCUUACGACUCCCUAUCCAGGUCCCGUUCACCAUCCCCUCCCUCUAGAACUCGUGGUACCGGUAAAGGGAAAGCAGUCGCAACAUCGCCGCCUGCGAAUCCUCCUGCAGUUGCAGCUGCUGCGCCUCAGCGUGGCGCUAUGUUAAUGAAUCCACCUGCUCCUUCACCUCGACCACCUAAAGGCUCCAUCUCCCCUACAACUGGUACGCUUCAUCGACGCGCUGGCCUGAAUCCACCUGCGCCGAGCCCGCUCUCCUCUCAUCAACGGCACCACGAAAAAUCCAGAGAUAAAGCGGCAAUAGCAGCAGCCGCAGUUGCUAAAGUUAUCAAAAGCCGUUCAAGAUCUAGUGUAAUAAAAUCUGUUUCUAGAUCUUCGCAUAGCAGUUCAGGAUCAGAAAGCAGCGGUAGCAGUAGCGACUCCAGCGAAUCGAGUUACUCUUCUUCUUCCAGUGAAACCCGUCGACGAAAAGGCUCGACACCGCCGUUAACGCGAAAAGAUUCCAAGGGUAUCGACGCUUUAAAGCUGAGCGGUACCAAGCAGCAAAUAAAACUUACGUUGAAACCAACGAGUAAUACUACCUCUAUAAAAAAGGUCGAACGAUCCACUUUAAUGGCUGGGAAAAAGAGAGCGUUAGAAUCACCGCCGUUAAUUGAUAGCAAAGCAAGCGUUGCCGCUGCCGCGGCUAAAGCUGCGAAGAAAGCAAGCUCGCGGCGCGAAGAAUUAUUGAAACAACUUAAAGCGGUGGAAGACGCGAUCGCUCGUAAAAGAUCAAAAGUGUAAUAAUACAUCAUCGCACAUUUAACGUUUUAAAAGUAAAUGUGUAUACAAUAUUUCCUAGGCAUAUUAUGUAAUUAGCUGCUAUAAAGUAGCUUGUGAUAUGAAAAGAAAAAAAAAAUUCAUAUCAGAAACAAAGCAUUUCUAAUUUCACAAACUUUUUCUAAACACGAUGUCGACGCUUCGUUUUUUUUCUAAUUCUCCUAUUAACACGUUGAAUGCCAUUGGAGUUAAUACUGGUACUUUAGAGAUCAGUAAUGAUUGAUGACGCUAAAAAAAAUUACAUUCAGAAAUUACUGUGGUGUACAGUAAUUUCGAUUGUUUCCAUUUUCAGAUGGUAACCAAGCACUCAAAAUUUGUUCGACAUUCAACGUGUUAAUAUAAUAUAAACGUACAUAAUGUCAAGCAAAUGUCAUACUGUACAGUAUCAUUAUUAAAGAUUAACAAAGUA